AAAAACAGCAUUAACUAGUAUCAGACAACGGCGGCACAGUGGUUAACACCCUAGUACUAAUAUCUAAGUACUAACUAAGUACUAUAAAAGCGAGAGGAACGUUACAAAGUUAAGCAAAGUUACAUCGAUAAAGGAGAAAAAAUCAUUUUUUUUCGUCUCAACCAGUAACUGAAACAGAGAACCAUGGCAUAUUAUUUGAUAAUAACAUGCGCUGUCGUUGCAGUAUUUCUAGCUUAUUAUUAUUAUACAUUAGUAUUUAAUUUCUGGAAGAAGCGCAAAAUCUCAGGACCAACACCGGUAUUCUUCUUUGGAAACGUCAUAGACAUCAUGUUUUCAGGAAUAGCUUUGCCACAAUAUAUUAAAAGCCUCUACGAAACCUAUACGGGUAGUAUGAUUGGGUUAUACAUGAGAUCAACACCUGUAUUAGUUUUAAAAGAUCCGGAAAUAAUCAAGGAUGUUCUCAUCAAAGACUUCUCGAAAUUCACUGACCGAGGAUUUAACGUCCAUGAAAGGGUUGAACCAUUAUCGCAGCAUUUGUUCAACUUGGAAGCUAAAAGAUGGCGUCCAUUGAGAUCGAAGCUGACUGUGUUCGCAUCUAGCAAAUUGAAAAAUAUGUUCAAUCUGAUCAUUGAAUGCGCAAACUAUUUCGAAAAAUAUCUGGAUAAAAUAGUUGCGCGGGGAGAGCCUGUCGAUUUUCGUGAGAUUACAGCAAAAUUUACAACGGACGUGAUAGGAUCAUGUGCCUUUGGGAUCAACAUGGGUGCACUGUCAGACGAAGAGUGCGAAUUUCGUAAAAUCGGCAAACAAAUUUUUGAACCAUCUUUGGAGGCGAUAAUACGAAUGAAAUUCAAACUGAUGAUGCCGAAACUGUACGACUUGUUGGGUUACAUCGUGCCCGACAGAAGACUUGCUCCGUUCCUAACCAAGGUCGUCACAGAUACUAUGAAAUACAGAAAAGAGAACAACGUGUAUAGACCUGACUUUAUACAUACGCUUAUGCAACUUAAGGAAGACCCAGAAAAGUUACACGAUCUUGAAUUAACAGACUCUUUGAUAACCGCGCAAGCUUACGUUUUCUUUGCUGCUGGUUUUGAAACUGGCUCGACGACAAUGAGCAAUGCACUUUACGAACUCGCGCUGAAUCCCAAAAUUCAAGAGAAGUUACGCGAAGAAAUCAACGAACAUUAUGAGAAACACAACGGAGAGUUAAAUUACGAGCAUAUUAAAGAUAUGGAAUACUUGGACAAAGUAUUUAAAGAAACAUUAAGGAUGUAUCCACCAGGAACUCUGAUACCAAGAAAAUCAAAUUCUGAAUAUAUCUUCCGAGAUCCACAAAUCAGUAUACCAAAGGGUGUGAUGAUAUGGAUUCCCGUAUACGCGAUUCAUCGUGAUCCCGAAAUUUAUCCGAAUCCUGAUGUUUUUAAUCCCGAAAAUUUCACCCCUGAUGCCAUUCAUGCUCGACAUCCGAUGCAUUAUUUACCAUUCGGCAAUGGACCAAGAAAUUGUAUUGGUGAACGUUUUGCUGUUUAUCAAACCAAAAUAGGUAUAAUCACGAUUCUUCGCAAGUAUAAAGUGGACGUUUGCGAGAAAACUAUGAUUCCUUAUCAAUUUGACCCGAGUGCAUUUCUCCUAGCUCCAAAAGGAGGGAUCUGUUUGAAGAUAACAAAAAUAUAAACGUAAUUCAAAAUUAUGAUGGCUUUUUAACAUAUAUCGAUUGUAAUCGUCCAAUUAAAAUCGACGUCCAGUGCGCUUUCUAAGAAAGCAAUUUAUAGUACAUUAUAUAUUAAUUUAUGCUUUAUAUUUAUAUUUUAUAUAGUUACAUUUUAUAAUUUUACAUAUUUAUAUUUUAAUAAUAAAUAAGC
This is a messenger RNA of Bombus pascuorum, 1862 nucleotides long. Its product is annotated as probable cytochrome P450 6a14. The record is from RefSeq and is a predicted model, not a curated record. The transcript is spliced from 6 exons. The coding region runs from base 184 to 1674 and encodes 496 amino acids. Lineage: Eukaryota; Metazoa; Arthropoda; Insecta; Hymenoptera; Apidae. Gene Ontology annotation, molecular function: iron ion binding; oxidoreductase activity, acting on paired donors, with incorporation or reduction of molecular oxygen; heme binding.